Molecule: messenger RNA, 3519 nt
Organism: Penicillium odoratum
Lineage: Eukaryota; Fungi; Ascomycota; Eurotiomycetes; Eurotiales; Aspergillaceae
Product: WW domain protein
Exons: 4
Coding region: 1-3519 (1172 amino acids)
Cellular component (GO): membrane
Molecular function (GO): protein binding
Source: RefSeq, a predicted model, not a curated record
AUGAACCCCGGCGACAGUCGCGGCAUUCACCCGGACGAGGAGCUGUUUCUUAACAACUCCUCGAACAAGCCCGACGAGUCGCCCAGGGUCGAGCCCUUGAGAAUCAACAAGAGAGAUUCGGCCUCCCCUGCAUCGGCCACCAGUCCACCCAACGCUCCGUUGCCUUAUCCCGAUGACAGACCUCGUCCCCAAAUGCGCAGCUCGUCUUCGAAUGAUGGCCGUCCCACUGGCCCAACUAGAUAUGGGGUCUCCGCCCGCCCAGAUGCGCCAGAUCGGGAAGCGUUGGCAGCCAGACAAUACCCUCGUCCUCCAGCGGCUGUUCCCGCCCCGACAAAUGUGGCGCCGGAGGGGCAUCAGUAUGAUUAUCGCCAACAGUACUUCCCACCCCCUCAGCGCACCAACUCGCGCCCUUCUUCCGCCCGGCCUCCUUCUACUCUUCAUGCUCCACAAUCUACCGGGCUUAAUCGAAUCAAUUCGACUGCUUCCACCUCCACCACUCGCGCUGAGCGCGGAUCUCCACCGCCGCCAGAGACACCGAUAGUGGGCCCGGGCCAGCAUCCUACUUCAGACAUUGAAGCUCGUUAUGCUGCAUCUGGAAUUGCUGGCACGGGAACGCUUGCUGGUCUACAGUCACAGAGCGUUGCAGCGCAAACACGCGCAGCACAGUAUGCUGGACAGCAGCCUAAUCAACCGCAGCAGCCCGCGCCGCAAAGACCAUGGACACCCACUGAACAGCCAGGCUCGCAGCCACAUGGUCCACCUACAGUGUACCAAGGUGCAGAUGUUGUCAGUGGUGAUAACCAAACUCCAGUUCAUCCACUACAACAGAGCAGCCCCUCGCCGCAGCCCCAACCCGCGGGGACACCCCCUCAGCCUCAGCAGCCCCAUUUUCAGCCGCAACCACAGCAACAUCAGUCACCACAGUCCCGUAUUCCACCCAACGCCUUAGAACAAGAUCUCGAUCGAAUGCGCUUAAGCUCAUCUCCCCCGCCUGCCUACUCAAGUGUUUCUGCAUCUGCGCCUAGAAACAACUACCCACCGGAAAAGCGCAGCGAUGCUACUGGAGCCGCCGUCGGAGCGGCCGCCGGAGCAGCUGCCGGUUCUGCCAUGGGAGAGCAUCCAGCAAAUAUAAGCCAACCUCACCCUGCUAUGGCCGCAGCCACUUCUCCAGCCCCCACGGUUUCAUCACAGGAUCAUCCGGCCUUUGCCAAUGACCCUCGUCAGCAGCCUCAGUUGACACAAUCACCACAGAGCUUCAUGUCUAAUGGAAAACCUAGUACUUACCAACAGGCUCCCCAAGUAGUUCAAGUGACUUCACCUGGACCGGCUUCUGGACUUCCACCGGCAUCUCCCCCGCCUCUCCCGGAGGGUUGGAUUGCGCACAUGGAUCCAAAUUCUGGCCAGUACUACUACAUCCACUUGGCAUCACAGUCCACUCAGUGGGAGUUUCCGAAGGGUCCCACGCCAUUAAAUCUCAACGAGACUCCUAUGUCACCCAUUGGCAGUGUGUACAGUAGUCAUCCUAUGGCAUCACCGGGGCUAUCAGCUUUUGGGAAACCCAUGGCUUCUCCCGGCGUUCCACUAACCCCAGGUUUCGAGAGCCUCCAAUCUCCUAUGGUAGGCUUUUCUGGACCUCCACCAAGCAGCGGGAUGGAGAUGUAUAAGACUGCUCCUACAAAUGGUGUUUAUUUCGGUCCGUACCUGCGAUACACGAAUAUGGAUAUCGAUCGUGGAAUUUGGCUCGGCUCCAUCCUUCUGGUGACUGAUGCCGCGCAGCCUCCUACCAUUCACCUUCACCAGAGUGCUGAUCUGUCUCCCAACCCAAGACAGUUGAAAGCGGUCAAUAUUGCGGUCCAUCAACGCUGGACAUUCUACAAGUAUGAUGUUGACAUUCAAAUGGAGGAAAUGGGACCCGCAAAAUGGACUUAUGCAAUUACUUCACACCUAGGUUGCACCCGCUACGAGUUCCUUGUCGCCGGCCGACAUGAGACUAACUGGCGAUUUAUUGCGACAUCUGGAAAUGACUUUUCGAUCAACGUCAACGCCAAUGAGCGAGCUCGCCUUGGUGGCGUGGGCGUCAUGUGGAAGGACAUUAUGCAAAAGCACAAUGAAAUUGGUGGAUUCCAUGCGCAGUUGUGUCUGGGCGGACAAAUAUAUGCAGAUCGCAUGUGGAAGGAAAUCCCAUGCCUCAAACAGUGGCUGGCAAUCAGCGGAAAAGAAGCCAGAAAGAACGCUCCGUGGACUGCGGCAAAUCAACAAGAUGUAUCCCAUGCAUACUUCCACUACUAUACCAGUCACUUUGACCAGCCACACCUCCGGGAAUCAUUUGCUCAGAUCCCCUACAUCAGCCAGAUCGAUGAUCAUGACAUCUUCGAUGGAUUCGGUUCCUAUCCUGAACACAUGCAAUUUUCAAACAUGUUUAAAAACAUCGGCCGCAUCGGUAUCGAGAUGUACCUUCUUUUCCAGCACCACACCACCUUAGACAUUCUCCGCAACGUGAAUAAUGAUUUGGAUCUCUUCACUAUCACUGGCACUGGCUGGCACUUUGUCAAAUAUCUUGGUCCCGGUGUUGUGGUUGUUGGACCUGAUUGUCGGUCAGAACGCAACCCUCAUCAGGUCAUGGCUGGUCCCACAUAUCAAGGACUAUUCCCAAAGAUCGCCAUGUUGCCGUCCAGUGUACAGCACUGUCUGUGGAUGAUUUCUGUGCCACUUAUCUACCCUCGACUGGAGACUGCUGAACACAUUGCCCAAACUGUUGCUACUGGAAAGCGGGCUGUGACCGGAACUUAUAACUUGCUGGGCAAGGUCACCAGCUCAGUGGCUGGUGUGGUAGGAGCCAAGGACUUUGUUGGUUCUGGCUUCGAAUCAGUCAAGCGAGCUGUUGGCAAGUCUGGUCUGAUGGGUGGGAUCCUGAGCCCAUUUGGCGAGUUUGAUCUCAUGGAUGAGCUGCGGGACCAAUGGACUCACGAAUCCAAGGACCUUGAACGGACCUAUCUUAUCCGUACACUGCAGGGUAUAGCCCAUCAGAAAUCCGUCCGCAUGACUUUCCUCUCCGGCGCUGUCAAUGUAUGCGGUGCCGGUCUUGUUCAUGAUCCGAGCCAACCCUCCGACCAUAAGACCAUGUACCAGCUGAUUUCAUCUCCUUCUGUCAACACCCCACCCCCAUCUUACAUUAUCAAGAUGCUCCAUAGUAACAGCAAGCCCCUGUACAUCCCCGCCAAUGGCCAUCGGUCCUCAUCUCAACCUACCGAUACCAAAGAGGACAUGAUGGAGAUAUUCCAGACCGACACCAAUGGGCAGGCUCGCGAGCACCGCAAGCUCAUGGGUCGAAGGAAUUACGUUGCCAUCGUCGCUUACGACCCCGAGGUUGUUGCUGCUACUCCUUACGGUUCACCUACUCCACAGUCUAGGCCUAAGCUUAGCCUGGCCGCUGACUUCAUGGUCCAAGGCGAUGGGGCCUAUGCAACUGUGGUCAAAUAUGGGCCUGUCAUUGUGCCAAGUCUGGAACAUGGUCGGUGA